AUGCACGUUGGGGCCCAAGGAGUCCAUCACAUUUUCUUCCUCGAGAGACACGAAGAGUGCCAGCAAGACACCCAAGCUAGACUACUGCAAUUGGCUUGUGUAGGGCAGUGCUUGAAGACUGUUUCGGAGCUUCUUCUAGAGCAAAAUGCUGCCGUGAGAUUGCUUGCUGGUGUGGACGGCAGGAAGUGUGCUUUUGGUCACUCAAAAUUUCUGUGUGCAUUUUCUUCUUCCUGGCAGGUCCUAACCACCUGGCGUAUCUACCUGUUUGGGCUCAAGGUGCCAGCCAAGAUCGAAAGCUCUUUCAACGUGCUAGAGAUCCGUGCUUUAAACGCCCUGAAUCACAACCAGAUCCUGUUGGAGACUGAGAAAGCAACCUACAGCCUGAAAUUCCCCACCCCGGAAAGUGCCGACCAGGUCACGAGACAUGUUAACACUGCCUUAGCCAAAAUAUUUCCGAGCCCGGCCUCUGUCUGCUUGAUACGCCACGGCAAUGCCGAGACGCCGGAGACGCCGCGGGACAUGUCGCCCCACUCGGAGAGCUCCAACUCCACCACCCACAGCAUCUGCGGUGGCUUCUCGGAGACGUAUGCGGCGUUGUGUGACUACAACGGGCACUCUUGCCGAGAGGAGGUCCAGUGGGAUGUCGACACGAUUUAUCACUCCGAAGACAAUCGGGAGUUCAACCUGCUCGAUUUCUGUCACCUGGAGAGUAGGGACCUGGCGCUGAUCGUGGCUGCUCUGGCUUACAACCAGUGGUUCACCAAAAUCUACUGCAAAGACCUGCGGUUGGGCUCGGAGGUAGCCGAGCAAGUCCUGCACACAGUUAGCAAGUCACACCACCUGGAGGAGCUGGUCCUGGACAACGCGGGGUUAAAAACAGAUUUUGCCUUGAAACUCACCUGUGUCCUGGCGGAGAACCCAAACACAGCCCUCCACGCCCUGACGCUCUCCCACAACCCACUGGAGGACAAAGGUCUCAGCGCCCUGAGUCAGCAGCUGUUGUGUUUCCACAAAGGCCUCAGCAAACUUUGCCUUUCCAAGACCAGCAUCACCGCUAAAGGACUCGCCAUUCUGUGCCAGACACUGGGUGCCAACCCGGCUUUCACCAGUACCCUCCGCCAUCUUGACCUAAGCAAGAAUCCGGGACUGCUGGGGACCGAGGAAGCAAAUGGCUUCUAUUCCUUCUUGGCCCAGCCCAACGCUUUGGUUCACUUGGACUUGUCCUCCACAGACUGUGCAGUGGAUGCACUGUUCGGGGCACUCCUGCAUGGCUGUUGCCCGCGGCUUAGCUACCUCAACCUCGCACGGAACACUUUCUCCCACCGGAAAGGAAAGGGGAUGCAGCCCUCCCUCAAGCAGUUUUUCUGCAGCGCCUAUUCCCUCAGCUACGUCAACCUCUCGGGCAUCAAAAUGUCCGUGGAGGCGUUAAGGUCUCUUUUCCAAGGUUUGUCAGCCAACACACACCUCAGCGAACUUCACUUGGACUUGAGCGGAUGUGAGCUGCGUUCCCCUGGGGCCCAGGUCCUUCAAGAGCAACUUCCUGGCAUUAGCGCCUUGAGCAGUCUGGAUCUUUCUGACAACGGCUUUGACGCGGACUUGCUGACCCUGGUCCCGGCCUUGGGCAAGAACAAAUCACUGAAGCACCUCUGGCUGGGCAAGAACUUCAAUGUCAAAUCCCGGACCUUGGAGGAAAUACUGCAGAAGAUCGUGCAGCUCAUUCAAGAAGAAGACUGUUGCCUGCAGACUUUCUCGGUUGCUGAUUCCCGGCUGAAAACCCGCACCAGCAUCCUCAUCAACGCUCUGGGUAGUAACACGUGCUUGACCAAGGUGGACCUGAGCGGCAACGGCAUGGAGGACAUCGGGGCCAAGAUGCUGUCCAAAGCCCUGCAGAUCAACAGCACGCUCAGGAGUAUCUCCUGGGACAGGAACAACACAACCGCGCAAGGCUUCCAAGACAUUGCCCGGGCUUUGGAGAACAACUAUACCCUCAAGUUCAUGUCCUUCCCCAUGAGCGACAUCAUUGCAGCCUAUCGCAAUGCUCCCGAGCGGACAGACGAAGUGUGGCAAAAGAUCCAGUGGUGUCUCCUCAGGAACAACCACUCGCAGAAGUUCCCGCAGGACCAAGCCUUCCGCCUCCACCAGGGAAUCGUCACCAAUAGCGCCGAGCAAAUGAUGAGCCGCUUGUGCGUGAGAGUCCAAGAGGAAGUGCGAGUGCUCCGAAGCUGUUCGGCUGACAGCAUCCAGGAGGAGGUGCAAUACGCCCGGGAGCUCAUGAAGGAAGCCAAGAAUUCACGGGCGCUCUUCCCCAGUCUGUAUGAGCUCGGGCACAUAUUAGCCAGCGAUGGGCCGGUCCGCCACAAGCUGGAGUCAGUGGCCAGCGAGGUUUCAAAGGCCGUGGACAAAGAGCUGCAGGUGAUCCUGGAGUCGAUGGUUGCCCUCACCCAGGAGCUGUGCCCACGCGCUGUCCGGGCCGCCGAGGAGCAUAACAAGAUGUUGGCGGCCGUUUCGGAGCGCGUCACUGUCCCCCGAAACUUCAUCAGGGGAGCUCUGCUAGAGCAGGCAGGCCAGGAUAUUCAGAACAAACUGAACGAGGUGAAGCUCUCUGUCGUGACGUAUCUCACUAACACCAUUGUGGAAGAACUGCUACAGGAACUCUACCACGCUCACAAGGACCUGGCCCAGCACAUCAUCCACCUCCGGCGGCUUUCUGGGGGUCAGGAGAACGCCGCCUUCCCAGAGCACCUGGGGAAGCCCCGUCUCCGCGACCACGAGGAGACCACCGACGAUGAACUGGGCUCCAGCAUUGACACCAUGGCCAUCAAGAGACAAAAGAACUGCCGGAGGAUCCGGCCUGCUUCUGCCUUCAUCAGUGGCUCAGAACAGGAUGGGGAAUUGAUCGUUCCCAGUAUGGACUCCCCUCUGGGCUGGAUCUCCUUGGCCAGCGGGAGCCAGUACUCCUCCCGGUCCUGCAGCACGUCUUUCGAAGCGCUCUCCGACUUGCCAACUGAGGGCAUCCGGCUGGAGCACCACACCCGUAACAGGCCUCGACCCCCUCGCACCGCUCCGCACAACAGCUUCCGUGCCAACAACCGAAUACUGGCAUCUAUCGAGUCCUGGGAGCAAGAGAAUGGGUCAGUGCCCCGGCUGGAUGAAGGGCUGGAGGAAUUUUUUAACAGAAGGGUGCUUGCCGACAACGCCAACUAUCCCUGGACGCCCAAGAGUUGCGGAGUGAGACCAGGACCUUCUGACCCCCUUCCGCCUCUGCAAAAGAAGAGGAGGAGGGGUCUCUUUCAUUUCCGGAGGCACCGCAGCAUCAAGGGAGACCGGGACCCUGACGAUCUGCCCCCGAGUCCUCCGCCGCCACCCAUGGGUGGGGACGAGCCAAAGCCCCUGCCUCGCUCGGAGGAAGAAAGGAAGCUGGGGCAGAACCCCCUUGGAAUGGCAGGGGUUCUCCCGGGAAUGGGGCCCACAGCCCCAGGAAGUGGGGUGAAGGCUCUGCCGAGCAGAGUGAGACAGGGUUCCAAUCCUGACGCAGAUCGGACAGAGGCAGAUUCCAGAGGGGCAGAGCUCUUGCAGCCUUCCCGGGUCCAAGGUGUGGCGUUGCCGGGAAUGGGGCGUGCAAAGGGGUGGAGCCUGGAUGCCAAGCUGGAGAGCGUGGAAUUGGAACGAGGAGGGAGUAUACGGGACCGGCACAGAAGAAGGUCCUCGGAUGACUCAGGGCAAGGCGGGUGGAGGCCCCAUCCCCCGUCACAGAGCUCCAAGCCGAGUUUUGCCACCAUCCGUCGGGCCGAAGCCACCUGGGACAUCGCGGAAGAGAGUUCCCCGCGGGAAACCAGAGGAAACGAGUCCCAGCAAAAUACCCCCCAGGAAGGAAGGCAGAGCGGGGCCGACGAAAGCAGGGGCUUGCCGACAUCGAGCUCGGAGAAGGAGAGUCUGACAGCAGCAGUGAAGCAAUUCAGGGAACCCUCGACUACCCCACGGCCUCCAAAACCCAUCGCCCUCCCCCGGGGCCGGAAACCCCCCAGCCAGCCUGAGAGAAGCCGGAGCAACGAGGAAGCAGGCCUAGCCGGAGGGGCUGCCCCGGAAGAUACACGUACGUCACCCCCAAUAGCCCAGCCCCGCCGCAGACCCGAAGAGCCGGAGAACGAAGGGGACCCAGAAACGGGGAGGAAAGCAGCCCCUCUCAAACCAAAGAGGACGCGGCGAGCACAGUCUUGCGACAAACUGGAUUCCGACCGGGGCCGACACCCGUGCUCUGGAGCUCCUUCUUUCUUCAGGAACUCCCGAAUCUGGGACAGAAUGAUGGGCAGACGUUCCCUGGACGCCGCGUCCUCCGCUGAAAGCUGCAGAGAUUCCUUUUCCUCUUCUGGCGGGAAGACCGAGGGAACGUGA
Messenger RNA from Heteronotia binoei (common prickly gecko), 4392 nucleotides. RefSeq names its product capping protein regulator and myosin 1 linker 3 (gene CARMIL3). The transcript is spliced from 40 exons. Gene Ontology annotation, molecular function: protein binding. Gene Ontology annotation, biological process: regulation of Arp2/3 complex-mediated actin nucleation; cell migration. Gene Ontology annotation, cellular component: lamellipodium; plasma membrane. The record is from RefSeq and is a predicted model, not a curated record. NCBI's taxonomy places the organism in Eukaryota, Metazoa, Chordata, Lepidosauria, Squamata, Gekkonidae. The coding region runs from base 1 to 4392 and encodes 1463 amino acids.